Struthio camelus australis is the source of this 4579-nucleotide messenger RNA. RefSeq names its product sphingomyelin synthase 2 (gene SGMS2). Gene Ontology annotation, cellular component: plasma membrane; Golgi membrane; endoplasmic reticulum membrane. The record is from RefSeq and is a predicted model, not a curated record. Gene Ontology annotation, biological process: sphingomyelin biosynthetic process; ceramide biosynthetic process. NCBI's taxonomy places the organism in Eukaryota, Metazoa, Chordata, Aves, Struthioniformes, Struthionidae. Gene Ontology annotation, molecular function: sphingomyelin synthase activity; ceramide cholinephosphotransferase activity.
CGGCGAGGGGAGAGAGAGAGAGAGAGCGAGCGAGCUGCAGGGGAAGGUAGCUGUGGCAAACUUUCUAGCUGCUUCUGCGUGCUGCUACCUCAGCGCUGGGAGUGUCCCUCCCUGGCCAUAAGGAACUGCCAAGUCCAAAUGUCAGAGCCCUGAGGCUCCGUAAAGACUUCCCAGCUGCCUUCCGAGGAGGAACUGCCUGCAGCACAAGUGUCUGCAUAUACAGCUGAGCAGCUCUAGGGGGAAGAAAGACCUGUCUCCAGGGUUUGCUUUACAGUAUCUGAAUAGCAAAAGCACGAUGAACACUUAAGGAUUUUACCAGAAAUCAAAAAUCAUCUAGAAACAAGUACAUUGGACUUCAAGGAGUGAGACUUUAAAGAGAGCCUGGAUAUUGGUAAAUAGUAAACGUGGUUUGGCCAAACAGCUUAGGAAUGAAUACCAUUGAGACGGCAAAGCUUGAAGAGCAUAUGGAGGGUCAAAACAAUGACACUUCAAAUGGCUACGCACGACCUACUCUCUCUAUUAGUGAAGAGACCAAAAAUGGCAAUAGCAAACCAAAGGGUUUGUCCAAUGGCUUGCGCAAAAGCACAAAGAAGUAUCCUGACUACAUCCAAAUUGCUAUGCCUGCUGAAUCUCGGAACAAAUUUCCUCUGGAAUGGUGGAAAACAGGCAUUGCCUUUGUCUAUGCUCUCUUCAAUUUGAUUCUAACAACUGUCAUGAUCACUGUGGUCCAUGAGAGAGUACCUCCAAAGGAGCUUAGCCCUCCCUUGCCUGACAAAUUUUUUGAUUAUAUUGAUCGUGUGAAAUGGGCUUUUUCUGUAUCAGAAAUAAAUGGAAUGAUACUAGUUGGAUUAUGGAUAUUCCAGUGGCUGUUUCUUAGAUAUAAGUCAAUAGUGGGACGCAGGUUCUUUUUUAUAAUAGGAACUUUGUACCUGUACCGCUGUAUUACGAUGUAUGUUACCACCUUACCUGUGCCUGGAAUGCAUUUUCAGUGUGCACCAAAGUUGAAUGGAGAUUCUCAGGCAAAGGUGCAGAGGAUCCUGCGACUGAUUUCUGGUGGUGGUCUAUCCAUAACUGGAUCGCACAUCCUGUGUGGAGACUUCCUGUUUAGUGGUCACACUGUGGUACUAACACUCAUCUACUUAUUCAUCAAAGAGUAUUCGCCACGUCACUUCUGGUGGUAUCACUUAAUCUGCUGGCUGAUGAGUGCUGCUGGCAUAGUUUGUAUCCUUGUUGCUCAUGAACACUACACUGUAGAUGUCAUCAUUGCUUACUAUAUCACCACACGGCUCUUCUGGUGGUACCACUCAAUGGCUAAUGAAAAGACUUUAAAGGUAUCUUCACAGACAAACUUUCUCUCUCGAGCAUGGUGGUAUCCAAUAUUUUAUUUCUUUGAGAAGAAUGUGCAAGGCUCUGUUCCUUGCAGCUUCUCCUGGCCGAUAUCUUGGCCUCCCAGCUGCUUCAAAUCUUCAUGCAAAAAGUAUUCACGGGUUCAGAAGACAGGAGAGGACAAUGAAAAAUCUACCUGAAGAAGAGAAGGGAAAGCAUCUGCUCUGUUUUUUACCAAAACACUAAUGCUGUAACCAAAGCUCUUAAGAGGACUACACUGUAACUGAAGAAGUGGACCAAACUUCUGUGCAAUUGAUUGGAAAGACAAUUGUAGACAAAUAUAUUGCUAUUUCAUGUUUUCUUAUCCAUCACACUGUACAGGCCUAUUCUUCUCUUCAGUGCUAAUAGAAUGCACCACUGCUGGGAUUUUUUCCUUAAAGAAAAAAAUGGAGCAGGACUUUGCUUUACAAAUGAGAUAGAGGUGCCAAAGAACACAACACUUUCAUUACUAACGGUCACUCAUCCACAAGAGCACCCAAAAAUCUCAUCUUCAGGGUUCUGGAGUAUAAGGGCAAAAAAAUGUUAAAGGCACAAUAUCUGUGUAUUGAGGUAUACAGAAAAUAACACAAUGGUGGGAAAUGUUUUGUUGCAUUAUUCUUGCUAAUGAAGGUAAGACCUUGCAUGACUGGUACUGCUGGAAGCGAGCCCUGACCUUUUUUUUUUUUUACACUUAUCGGAAUGAAUAUUCUAUGACCCUAAAAUACUACUACCACCACUAUCUCCAUGUAGUCUAUUAUAUACCAAUUUUUACAUUUUUAUUAAUAAUUUUAUAUUUAAACUGCUGUGCUACCUGGUGACUUUGCAAAUUAGGAAUAGCUGCUAACAUCAGAGCUCAAGGAGCCUAAAAUUUUAUUUUUAAAAAGGAUAUACUUUCAAAGUCUAAAUCUCUAAUUGCAAUUUGGGCUUGUGUAUAGCUAUACAGUGCCUAUUGGUGUAUGUAUACAUAUGCACACCAAAUGCAUACACUGCUGUGUAGUUAAACACAUUAAACAAACUACUUAACUGAAAAGAGUGUUUGGACUGUUCUUAAUUCAGGCAAGUCCUGUAGAUUUCACCUGCUUGAGGAAUGCAAGGCCAGGUCCUAAAUGGGUCUUUUUUCUACACUCCCCCUUAAUUUUAGUAACUUUCUCUAGCUGAAACUGUUGCAAGUGUGCUUGGGAUCCAUGGUUCUGCAUAGAUUUAUUUUUUAUUUUUUCCCCUUCCCCCCCCCUUCCCCCAAACCUCUUGGCACACACUUCUGUGAUUUAUUUUAAAAAAUGUGCCAAGGUGAACAGUAGCAUUUCUUUAAUUAUUACCUGAAACCAUUUCAUAUUAAAUGGCACUGUGGUUUAACUCACAUGCAAAUUGCUCUUUCCCAGAGUUUUAGUCCAACUAGAAUGGCUAUAUAAGCAUGUUGUUUGAGAAUGUAGGAAGCUACCAUGGUGUAAGCAUGUAACAAAAAUGCAGAUUAACAGCUACCUGGUUCUUGUUGGUUUUUAUUGUUUUGUAUUGUUGGGAAGUGAAGUAGAAAAUUAGCAUACCAUGUUCAACUGUUUAUGUUCUGUAUUCAUUUCUACAGUUACUCAUUUUAUUUCCAAAUCUUCAGUAAAAUCUGCUAGCAGAGGGAAAACUGCAUAAAGAACUAAUAUUAAGAAAAUGCUGCUUAUUUUUAAAAUGUCUUGAACUGAGUGGCAAGUGUGAACAUAGUUUAAUUAAUGACAGCUUGUUUUUAAAAAGAAUCCAGUUAAAGUAAUAAAAUGCAAUAUAGUAUUCAAAUAUGAUUUUUUUCAGUUAAAAGGAUCAAUUCCUAAAGUUGUACAAGAGACUAUUAAUGUGCAUUUCAAACAUUUUUGUGCGUUAUCAAGUAUAAUACAAUAAACAAUGUUCCUUACAAAACAUCCUUGGUAAAACUUAGAAAAGAAAGUAGUUCUGCUGAUGUUUGGUUUUGUUUUUUAAAGUGAGCUUCUCUCUAUAUAGAAAUCUUUAUUUUUUAAAAUGCCCCUAGAAGUUGUGUAGAGACAUAUUCAUGUUCUCAUUUGGCUGUUCCUGGCAGAAUUUGAGCAGUUUAAAAAGCCAAUCUCAGAACACUUAUAAGAUUCAGGAAAAACUGCUUUCGUAAAUGAAUUGGUACAGUGUUGGUCUAUAGACCUCCCAAAACGCUUGUUGUAUCAAUACAACUUCAUAGAGCAUAAUAUUUUUUUUAAAGCUGAAUUCUAGGCCUUUUAUCUUAAACAUGGUCAUAUUAAGCCACCCCUAGUAAUGCUAUCUUUUAAAAAUCAUGGAUGAAUUUCAGUAGUGGUAAGCAUGCCUUGAAUUAACACGAUGAAAAUCAUUCCAGUAAAGAUCUGAAACAAUUAUCUUCACCUGAUGGCUAAGUAAUAAAUACUUUGAUAGCCUAGAUAUUUAAUUAGCUAAAUAACCAUUGCUGUGUCUCAGUGGGAUUUUUGUGAUCUAUCAGUAAAGUACAGUUUCCUCAUUCAGGAUUUUUAACACUUUAAGUUCUGAUUUCUGGAAGAAAGUAUGAUAAUGAGGUAGAACCAAGUAAAUGUUUUGCUCCUGUUAGACAGUGUGAGCUUUCAUUUUACUGCUAAACUUGGUAGAAACUUCUAUUGUAGUUUAAACAUCAGCCUUGGCUCAAACAAUUUAAUUCUUGUUCUGGCUCAGCCCUGCUUUAAGUGCUUAAACUUUCUCCAUUGUAUCGAAGACCUCAAAGGGGGGUAGGUGUAUGUUGGGUAUGUUUGUGACCAAAAAGAAAGUCAUACUUUUCCACUAUGUCAACAAGCUUUAGUUUGCUCUUGCUGACUUAAGUAGUAUAGUUUGAAGACGUUUAAAGCUUGUGUGGAAGGUGAUGAAAUGGGGUAAGUAAUGCCAUUUUCUAAUGCUUCCAUAGUAGUCUAGCUGUUACAAACCACAGCUGUCACACAAAAGCUAUUGAUUAAAAGAACAUAUUGAUUGUUGUAUUCAAAUAUUUAUGAAGGUGAAAACAUGGUCUCAUGCUAAGAGCGAAAAGGAUUACAAUGGAUAAAAUGAAGAAAAGGAGAAAAUAGGAAUAAUGUACUGGUCAGUUUUGAGUGUAGGCUCUUAUUUGGGCUGUAUAUGCCCAAGUAUGUAUGUUACUCUAAUUUUUCUUAGAGUUAUAGUAGUAAUGCUUACUUACAGAUGUCAAACUGCACCUGUACUGUGAUUUUUAAAUAAAACACUUAUUUCUACUUAA